GCUUCUAGAGAUAUGGUGGUCUUUUAUUAAAACAUUCUUCUGCUCUUGUUCAUAAGAACAAGUCCAAACUCAUUCCUGUAUCAGUUGGCAACACACAGCUUUCCGAGAGUCCAGUAGGAUUUCUUUUUUUCUAAUGAAAUGACGUUAUUUAGAAAAUAAUGUUUGCACAACUUUAAAUAAUUUGGAUAUUUUAUUUACAAAAAAGGCUAAGAGCAUAGAUAGUUUUGCCCUUACAGCUGUAGUUCCUGAUUACGCUGACACGGGAGGCAUCUUGUGGGUUCAGGUGUAUUGGUGUAUUGUCUGUUUUGGCCAACCAUGAGAGUUAUAGCAGCGAUCCUACUUCUGGCUGUCAUUUCAGCCUCAGAGUCUGAGACUGAGGGCGGAGCCCCAGAGUCCAUCCAGGCUGACCUGGAGGAGAAGUGGGACGAGGGCGUGGACAAACUCUGGGACUAUCUUUACGGCCGGCGAACCACGCCCGCGCCCACACCCGCGCCCACGCCCUCACCAUCCCCCGAUGUGGGAGAGGAGGUCAAGAACAUGGUCCAAGGCGCCAUGGAGGACCUGAAGGAGGUCAAAGAGGACCUGGAGAAGAGGCUGGGGCCUCUGGUUCAGGACAUGGCCGACAAGCUCCGCGAGGACAUGAAGCGCCUGUUCUCCAAGCUGAAGGACGACUUGGCGGGAGCCAGCAACCGUGCCAAAGAUUAUGUCGAAGAGGUCAAGACCCUGAUGCAGGACGACGGCCAAGAGACCAGCUACAAGCUCGACCUGUUCGGCCGCAGACUGAAGAGGCGAUUCACCAAGGACAUGGAGCAAAUGCAGAACUCCGUGUCCAGUUACUUUGAGGACCUGGCGACGAAGGCACAGGAGAAGAUGAAGGAAGCGAAGGACCGCAUGGAGCCCUUCUGCCGCAAGCUGCGCGACCGGGCCAAGGAGAAGAUGGACUCCAUGGGCGAGGUGCUGAAGGCCAAGACCAAGGACCUCCGCGAGAAGGUGGAGAAGACCGCGGAGGACACCAGGUCCACCCUGGAGAAGUGGUUCCAGCCCGUGAUCGACUGGUUCAAGGGUCUGAGCUCCUAGGAGAGGCGGUCGGAGAGAGGGAGGACAGAUGUAAGAUCAGCUUGCCUGCCUACAACCCCAGUCCCAAUCUAUUCAGCUUGUACAUUGUAUUACUCUGAUCCAGGAUCCAUGACUAAUAGCCAAAAAGGUACCCAAGCUAUUGUCCCAUUGACUCUUUUACCCUAUAAUAUACAAGAUCACACAUAGGUGGUUAGAAUAUUCUUAACUGAACAUUCUAAUGCUGAUGUAACAAUCACGACUGGUAAUUGAAAGCAAUGGAGUUCUAGAACACCGAAUUAGAAAAAAGAAAAAAAGAAAGAAAAAAAAGGUUCUUCAAUGGGUUAAAUUGUGAGAUCACAAAUACUUGAUUAGAAUGUGUUUGAUGAAUAUUCUAAUACUGACGGAACAAAUCUAUAACACUGAGUGAUAAUUUUGAACAUUCAAAAAACAUCCCAGAAAACUUACUCAUCAAACGGAUGUGCACUGCACUCAUCCUCUCAUAGAGUAAAGGCGUGAAAGGAGAAAGGGAGCGAAAAGGAAUUUUCUCUGUCAUCGCACAGAAUGAGAAGGUUGAUGGAAAAAGGAGGGGCAGUGUAAAAAGGAAGUGUAAUGUUUUGGCACAUCUCCCACGAUUUCUGACAGCGAAUGUGUUCGGAUCCUCAAGGUUAUCUGAGUUCAGAGAACCAAGAAUUUUUCUUAAUUCUCCCGCUCUCAAAAUGGCCUCUUGCUGUAAAUGGGCAUUAUUAUAACCUGUUCUUACUUGCCAGCCAAGGUUAAUACGCAGAAGAGAUGCAAUGCAUGGCUUGCAUUAUGAUCCCGUUACACCGUGGUUAUUCUGUGGUUAGAAUUGUGUUUGAACAUUCCCGCAGAGACUUUAAUGCAUGCUUUUAUUCAAAUGAGCUGCAAACCUAUUCUGGGCCCAAGACCAGGUCAGCAUUCUUGAGUGACAUCCCUGCUGAAAGAAACUGCUCAAGCUAUAUUUUGAAACUGCUGGUAGCUGGUUGACCAGCUACCAGCAGCUCAGACAAGCUACAAGCCCUAGCUGGUUGAUCAGCUCAAAACCAGCAAGACAGGCUUGUGACCAGCUUGACCAGCUCAAUUUUCAAGAUGGUUAAACUGGCAUAGCUGGAUCUUACAGCAGCUCUUACUAUAAACCCAUGUCAUGCAAGCGGUACUCAGUACUGUGCUGAGAAUGCACAAUACAGCUCUGGAGAUAUGUAUAGUAGGCUCAGAAAGGGGACUGGUUCUCUGCACCAACACAAACACCUCCAAUCAGCAGGUGACCAAACCUGGGUCAAAUACAUAAUUGGUUUCGAUUCAAAUACUUCACUGUGCUCGGUUGAUCUUGCCUGGUGCACUUGAGCCAACAAAGAGGACCAGAAGGCAGGGUUUGCACUUGAGAGUAUUUUGUAAGUUCCAAUACACCAGACAAGCUCAGUAAAGUGUAGAAAGGUAUUUGAAUCCAAAACAAUUAUGCGUUUGACCCAGGUCUGCAGGUGACGCGGUGUGGCGGCAAAGUUGUUUCAGUAUCCUCCAGAAAAAACGAAAUCUUAAGUUUUUAACCCGUGGUAAGAUUCCAAGUCAAAGCAUACCUUACUUUGCAAUUUCUAAGCUGUGCAACACUGCAUUUUGUGACAAAAUGCCUGUCCAGACAGAGAGUAGUAUGUGUACUGUAGCAGAACCAACAGUGGUGCUGUCCAAGAGUCAAAAUAAUGAGUUUUGCACCUGGUGCAAGUGCUUUUAUCAACUGCCAGCUUCUGUUGGUUGAGUAUGAACACUCUGCUGUCAUCAUUCUUUAUAUGUGAUGAGAAAAGAUCCACCCUCCCUCGUUCCUGUGUUCUGUUAGCGUUUCUGCAGACUAUAGGUCCAAACAUUCCUGUUGAAAAAAACAGCUCAAGCUAGGUUUUCAAACAGCUGGUAGCUGGUUCACCAGUUCACACCAGUUCACACCAGUAGCAACAUCUUUACCUAGCUUUUGUAUUCUGGUGCCGCACUUCCACAUAUUCAAUUAUCACAAAACAAUUAGACGUUUCUCUCUUUGGAGAACUACAACUUUGGAGAGUCUACAUUUACAUUUUAAUGUAUUUUUAAUGCGUGCGAGUUGCUAUGGCAUUUAAGCUAUGCAGUCUAUGUUACUCAUCAACAGGCAGCAGCUAUGUGUGUGUAUGUGUGCAUGUCUGUCUGUCUGAAUGGCUCCUGUCUGUCUUGAAGACAGUAUAAGUGCCCAUUGUAUUAUCCACAGUGCCAUCUUGGGGUGAUCCCAAAAACUGCAAUAAAAGAGUUUCAAAUGUC
Messenger RNA from Conger conger (European conger), 3348 nucleotides. Its product is annotated as apolipoprotein Eb-like. Bases 316 to 1077 code for a protein of 253 amino acids. Gene Ontology annotation, biological process: regulation of amyloid-beta clearance; lipid transport; cholesterol catabolic process. The transcript has 5 exons. Lineage: Eukaryota; Metazoa; Chordata; Actinopteri; Anguilliformes; Congridae. The record is from RefSeq and is a predicted model, not a curated record. Gene Ontology annotation, cellular component: intermediate-density lipoprotein particle; extracellular region. Gene Ontology annotation, molecular function: lipid binding.